GCUUUACGGUAGGAUCAUAAAGCUGGGAAGGAGGCGGCGGGCGGCGCCAUGGACCGGAGGAAGAAGCCGCUGGAGGUGGCCGCCUCCUCGUUGGUAGAUCUCAAAGCAGAACUCUUCCGAAAGCAAGAGGAAUUCAAAAAAGAAAAGCUCCUGAAAGAUGCUGGUGCCUUCACAAAGCCCAAGACUUCUAAUAAGAAACCAAGCAUCUGGAACAAACAAAACACAGGAGUUGCAAAUCGAGCUGAGAAAGAUGUUGAGCAGAAGAAGGAAGAGGAGCAUAUACUGGAUACAUCAAGGACUAAGGAGAAAGCAAAGCUGUAUGAGAAAAUGAGCAAAGGCAACCUUCCAGAUGAAGAAACGGAGGAUUUGUACCUAGUGGAUUUCACUCAGAAGAUCAUAGACAAACAGCACGAGGUGCAGGAGCUGUAUCAGAGCGACGCUGCUAGAAAGACUUUAGAAAAAGACACAGAUGAUGAGGAUGCUCAACCUGAAAUGGAAAUACCACCACCUGAGGACCCAGAUGAAGAAUGGGUUGAUUAUGUUGAUUUCUUGGGCCGAUCUAGACGCUGUAUGAAGAAGGAUCUGCCAGGUCUACUUAAAAUGGAUCAGGAACUUCAAGGGAAAAGACUAGUUCCUGAUGGGAAUACUCUCUUAUCUGAAGACAUGAAAAGAGAACUUCAGAGGCAGCAGUGGGAAAAAGAAGAAGAAGAAGCCCUCAGAAAACCCAUGGGACCCAUACAUUAUGAGGACAUUAGAGAAAAUGAGGCCAGGCAGCUUGGUGUUGGGUACUUUGCCUUUUCUCGUGACCAAGAACUUAGGCAUAAACAACGAGCAACGCUGGAUAUGCUCAGAGAGCAGACACUUGAUCAGAGAACUAAACGUGAACAGUUGAAGGAGAAAAGGAAGGCAGCUCUGGAUGCAAGGCUGUCUAAACUGCGAGCACGGAAGAUUAAAAAGUUAAGGGAAGCUGGAUUAGAGGAAGAGGCGUUGAAACUGGAGAAUGGAGAAGUGAAAGCUGCUACUGAUGAACCAGAAGCUCCAAGAGUUCCUGCAGCAAGUAGAAAGGUAGAGGUUGUCAUCCAGGAGAGAAGAGAUACAAAGCCUGGCGUGCCUUACGUCCGAGAGUGGGAUAAAGGCAAAGAAUUGAUGUUUGGACAGUGGUUGAAGAAACAGGAAGAACUCAGAGAUGAGCGAGACCCAGAAUUUGCACCACCUUCUGAGUACUUCGUGGGACCAAAGAAAGGUGGUGAUUACAGAAGUCGGAAUUCAAAACAGAAUGAAACCUCCUCUGAAAAACUGGAACCAGAGACAGCACAAAACCCAAGGAUGCCAUCAGUGCAGGCCAAUGGCGGCAGCGCUGGGGAAGGGCCACCAUCCACGCAGGCUUACAACAGCAGUGUUCGACAUGAGUCGGCAUCAGCAGCGCCCUGUGGCAGUAACACUCAAGCUGUGCCAUCAUCAUCGGAGGACGACAGCAGCGAUGAUGAGGAUAUGCCACCAUCAGCACAGGCUUAUGGUUAUGGUGCUCGAGGUGUGCCACCGCCAAUGCAGGCUUAUGGCUAUGGUGCUCCACAUAUGCUGUCAUCAGUGCAGGCUUAUGGCUAUGGCACUCAUGAUGUGCCAUUUCCAAUGCAGCAUUAUGGCUACGGCGCUCCAGGCAUGCUGCCACCAAUGCAGCCUUAUGGCUACGGCACUCACAACAUGCCAUUCCCAAUGCAGGCCUAUGGCUAUGGCACCCAGGAGGCACCUCCAGGAAUGCAGCCUUGUGGUUGCAGCAGCCAGGAUGCACCUCCAGGAGUGCAGCCCUAUGCUUGCAGUGCCCAAGAUGUGCCUCCAGGAGUGGAGCCCUGUGGGUACAGUGACCAGGAUGCACCUCCAGGGGUGCAACCCUGCAGCCACAGUGAGCAGGAUGCACCUCCAGGGGUGCAGCCCUCCAGCCACAGUGAGCAGGAUGCACCUCCAGGGGUGCAGCCCUCUAGCCACAGUGACCAGGAUGCACCUCCAGGGGUGCAGCCCUCCAGCCACAGUGACCAGGAUGCACCUCCAGGGGUGCAGCCCUCCAGCCACAGUGACCAGGAUGCACCUCCAGGGGUGCAGCCCUCCAGCCACAGUGACCAGGAUGCGGCACCUUCAGCGCAGCCCAAAAGCAGUGAUGCUCAAAAUCGGGAGCCACUUUACCAAAGUCUAGAUGCUAUGCUGUCAUAUUACAGACAAGUGACUUGAACUGAGCAAAACACUAAGCAAGAGUUGUGAUGUAAAGAACUGAAACAGAAUUACCUUCUGGGCAGGAAUACUAUUUUCCUGCAUCUGGGAAAAGUAAGUUGCUGUAAGUAGACCAAAAUAAACCUGGAGACCUAAGCUAGUUUACAUCACAGCUGAAUUCUGCCCUCCUGGUGGUUCUUCUUACUAAAAUUACGUGAUUUUUUUUUUUUGUGCAGUAGUCAAGUUUAGUACAUAUUUAAUUUUAACUCUUUGCCAUUUACACAGGAACUUUGCAGUAUAUUAAUGGCUUUCUUUCAAAAGAUGAACUCUUCCUUUACUCUGUCGCUCCCCAGCUAGCUUCUGCUCUGAAGGUACCGUGUGUUCAGUGCUAUAUGUAGAAACAGUAUUGAAAGGGCAGGCUCUCUGCUGCUAAAUACAGGAUGGUUUUAGGAAACUUGUUAUCUGAGUCUCCUGCCUUUAGGAAGUGCAGAAUAUUAUCAAGUGAACAGCGGUGUUUUGUACAGUCUUAAUGGCUUCUGCAUUCCUGAGGUCUGUGUAUAACUCGUAAUUCUGUGGAGCAAAUUGGAGCUGAGAGAGGCAUUGCAGAGAUCAAUAACUAAUGAUGGUUAGAAUAUGAAUAAACGCUUCACUAAGGCA
Strigops habroptila (Kakapo) is the source of this 2859-nucleotide messenger RNA. RefSeq names its product coiled-coil domain containing 174 (gene CCDC174). Lineage: Eukaryota; Metazoa; Chordata; Aves; Psittaciformes; Psittacidae. The transcript has 11 exons. Gene Ontology annotation, cellular component: nucleus. The record is from RefSeq and is a predicted model, not a curated record. Bases 49 to 2223 code for a protein of 724 amino acids.